Strigops habroptila (Kakapo) is the source of this 1182-nucleotide messenger RNA. It is a transcript of the gene PAX9, whose product is annotated as paired box 9. The transcript is spliced from 5 exons. Gene Ontology annotation, biological process: anatomical structure development; regulation of transcription by RNA polymerase II. The record is from RefSeq and is a predicted model, not a curated record. Bases 1 to 1182 code for a protein of 393 amino acids. Gene Ontology annotation, molecular function: RNA polymerase II cis-regulatory region sequence-specific DNA binding; DNA-binding transcription factor activity, RNA polymerase II-specific. NCBI's taxonomy places the organism in Eukaryota, Metazoa, Chordata, Aves, Psittaciformes, Psittacidae.
AUGGAACCUGCCUUCGGGGAAGUGAACCAGCUCGGGGGGGUGUUUGUCAACGGGAGACCCCUGCCCAAUGCCAUCAGACUGCGGAUUGUGGAGCUGGCACAACUGGGCAUCAGACCGUGUGACAUCAGCCGGCAGCUCCGCGUUUCCCACGGCUGUGUCAGCAAAAUCCUGGCUCGCUACAAUGAGACGGGCUCCAUCCUACCGGGGGCUAUCGGGGGUAGCAAGCCUCGGGUCACCACCCCCACGGUGGUAAAACACAUCCGGACCUACAAACAAAGGGAUCCGGGCAUCUUCGCCUGGGAGAUCCGGGAUCGCCUGCUGGCCGACGGCGUGUGCGACAAAUACAACGUGCCGUCGGUCAGCUCCAUCAGCCGCAUCCUCCGGAACAAAAUUGGGAACCUGUCUCAGCAGAGUCACUACGAGUCCUACAAGCAGCACCCGCCACCUCCACAGCCUGCUUUGCCCUACAACCACAUCUAUUCCUACCCCAGCCCUAUCGCUGCUGCAGGAGCCAAGGUGCCCACCCCUCCCGGGGUGCCAGCGCUCCCCAGCACCAUGGCCAUGCCCAGGACGUGGCCGUCCUCCCACUCGGUGACGGACAUCCUGGGGAUCCGCUCCAUCACAGACCAAGCAGUAAGCGACACCUCGCCUUACCCCAACCCCAAGGUGGAGGAAUGGAGCAGCCUGGGCCGAAACAGCUUCCCCCCCACCGCUCAGCACGCCGUGAAUGGGCUGGAGAAGAGCUCCGUGGAGCAGGAGGUCAAGUACAGCCAGGUGAUCUGGAUGGCACCCCAUUCGAACCCCAUUUGUGAGACCUGCCUCUUACUGGCCACCUGCUUCCACGGCCAAAACACAGUGCCAUGCCCACCAACCCACAUGGCUUCAGGGCCCUCCACCGGGAUGAAACUAAUAAAGAAAGUCAGAGAGGCACCCAAUGGCCUCCCUGCUGUCAGCAGUUUUGUGUCAGCACCAGCCAUGCCUCCCUAUGCGACACCAGCCCAAGUGUCACCUUACAUGACGUACAGCGCCACCUCGUCUGGCUACAUGGCAAGCCACAGCUGGCAACAUGCUGGAGGCACCCCGCUGUCCCCUCACAGCUGCGACAUCCCCACCUCGCUGGCAUUCAAGGGCAUGCAGACGGCCAGGGAGGGCAGCCACUCGGUCACAGCCUCUGCUCUCUGA